AUGCUUGGCACUGGUGAACUUCACAUUUCACAAUCAAAAUAUAUUCUUGAUCUGUUAAGACGUGCAAGCCUUUCUAGCUCCAAGCCUGUCCCUACUCCUAUGCUCUCCUCUCUCAAAUUGACUUCUGACAGGUCUGAACCAUAUGAAAACCCAACACUCUAUAGAUCUCUUGUUAGAGAGUUGCAAUAUGCAACCUUAACUCAUCCAGAAAUAUCCUUCUCUGUGAAUCGCGUUAGUCAGUUCAUGAAAAAUCCCAAGCAACAUCACUGGACAGCCUUGAAAAGGAUCCUCCGUUAUCUCUCAGGUACGUAUCAUCAUGGAUUAUGUUUUCAAAAAUCUACUGAUCUUCGUGUUCUUGUCUUUGCAGAUGCAGAUUGGGCGAGUGACACUGAAGAUCGCAGGUCCACCAGUGGAUAUUGCAUUUUUCUUGGCUGUAAUCCAGUGUUUUGGUGUAGUCGUAAGCAAACGGCAGUGAGUCGUUCGUCUACAGAAGCCAAAUUUCGAUGCCUUGCGGAUGCUGGAGCUGAAAUAUUAUGGGUUCUUAAGUUGCUGCAAGAACUUAGGAUUUCUCAACCUAUUGCACCCACUGUGUAUUGUGACAACCUCAGUGCUGUAAUGCUUUCUGCCAAUCCAAUUCUUCAUAGUCGAAGCAAGCAUUUUGAGGUUGAUUUGCAUUUUGUUCAAGAUCGGGUGUCUAAAGGGCAAUUACAUGUGAUUCAUAUCCUAGCUGAUUCUCAAAUUGCUGAUGUGCUCACUAAACCACUAUCCACUACCUCCUUUGAGAAAUUUAAGAACAAACUCAGAGUGGUUCCUCAACCCACUAUGAGUUUGAGGGGGGCUGUAGAGAACCAUCAUGCAUUAGUAACUGAAAUAACUAAUUCCUAA
Arachis ipaensis is the source of this 885-nucleotide messenger RNA. Lineage: Eukaryota; Viridiplantae; Streptophyta; Magnoliopsida; Fabales; Fabaceae. The record is from RefSeq and is a predicted model, not a curated record.